This is a messenger RNA of Argiope bruennichi, 6583 nucleotides long. Its product is annotated as gamma-tubulin complex component 4-like. The transcript has 17 exons. Lineage: Eukaryota; Metazoa; Arthropoda; Arachnida; Araneae; Araneidae. The record is from RefSeq and is a predicted model, not a curated record. Gene Ontology annotation, molecular function: microtubule minus-end binding; gamma-tubulin binding. Gene Ontology annotation, cellular component: centrosome; equatorial microtubule organizing center; spindle pole. Gene Ontology annotation, biological process: mitotic cell cycle; cytoplasmic microtubule organization; spindle assembly. Bases 156 to 2024 code for a protein of 622 amino acids.
GAAACUAAUACUUAUUCUUCAAAUAUUGUCAAAAUGUAAACAAAAUUGAAAUAUGAAAAGGCGGGUUUUUUAAUAUUUCGAAAUUAGCCACAAAAUUUGAAAGCAUUUAGCUGAAUUUAAAAACCUAUUAAAAUUGCUUCUUUUAUGUGUUCACCAUGUUUCAAGAGUUACUAAUAGCACUAAAUGGACUACCUGGAAGCAUAUUUUUCGAUUCACCUGAGGGGAUAAAGAUUUCAUCUUGUAUUCCAAAUUUACAUCCUGCAGAAAGACAAAUCCUAGAAAGAUUAUGUUCAUUGGGUACAAAAUAUAAAUCUUUAUGCGAAUUUGUGAAAAAACAUAAAUUUCGUACUAUCACAUCUGAAAAUGGAAUAUCUGGUUUAUAUUUGCAAGCAUUUUGUUCUGGCUUAGAAGUAGUACUUGGAGAAUAUCAGCAAGAAUUAGUUCAAAUUGAACAAGAGAUUCUUAAAGAUGCGUUUCUACCUCUUACUCAUUUUUUGAAGUUAGAAAAGUAUACCUUGCUGUUUCAAGUUUUAUUUGAUAUCAUUUGCAAAAUCAACAAUGAAAAGAUUCAUGGUUGUAGAAUAUUAGAAUUGCUAUUUAACAAUUCAAGCUCUGGAGUUGUUCUUGUUGAAGUUGCGAUGAACAAAAUUAUGCAACAUUGUCAUUCAGUUAUGUAUCGACAAGUAUUUUACUGGAUGAUGAAUGGUUAUAUCGAAGAUCCAUAUAAGGAAUUCUUCAUUCAACCUGAAAAUUCUCCCAAACCUAAUCCACCUCUUUCUAUACCUAGUAGCUCAUGUGAGAAAAAUUCAACUUCUAUUACAUAUAAAGUAAAGCCGGAACUUUUGCCAUCAUAUAUUCCUAGCAGUUUAGCUGCUAAAAUCCUUUUUGUUGGGGAAUAUGUUGCUGUUUUGGGUACUGCUGAAAACUCCGAAUCAUAUUCACUAUUUUUGAAAAAGGAACAUCUAUUUGCAAAAAAAUUUGAAAGACUUUCUUCCAAGCCUUUAUUUUCUCUGCUUAGUUUUGAAACAACUAUUGAUGACAUUAGAAGAUGUGCUGCUGAAAGGCUAUGGGAAGUUAUUGUCAAACAAGCAAACGUGGUAAAUCACUUGAAAAUAAUGAAAGAUUUUUAUUUACUUGGACGAGGAGAGUUAUUUUUGAAUUUUAUCAAUGAAGCUAAUAAUCUUCUUAGAAUGCCUGUGACAACUACUGCUGAAAGUGAUGCAAGUAAAUUAUUUCAAAUAGUUGCAAGGAGAACUUUCCUUGAUGAUGAUGCUAUUACUGAUAAAUUUCAUGUCACUCUUCAGGCAAAAAGUAUAAAACCUGGCAAUGUAAAUAAAGAUAACUUGUCAAAAGCAAAGUUGGAAACUGGAUGGUCAUCUAUUGGUUUAUAUUAUGAUAUUCCUCACCCUCUUCAUAUAUUGAUUACCCCUUCUGUCAUAGACAAGUAUAAUAUGAUUUUUCGGUUCCUGUUAUCUGUGCGACGAGUUCAAAUAGAUUUGCACAAGUGCUGGGCUCUUCAGAUGCAAAUUAAAGGAGCAGGUGCAGAGUCACGUUUGAUGCCAUUUUGGCAGUUGCGUUCACACAUGUCCUUCUUGAUUGAUAAUUUCCAGUAUUACAUUUUAGUUGACGUUUUAGAAUCUUGCUUCAGCAGUUUAAUGGACAAAUUAGAAACUGUCAAAGAUUUUGAAGAAAUUCAGCAGUACCAUAAUCGUUUCUUAACCUCAGUCAUUUCACAAUGUUUUCUUGAACUGUGGACUGUACACCAUUCAUUGGAAGAAAUUUUGGAAUUGUGCUCGUCAUUUUGUAGUCUUGUGAAUAGAGUCACCAUUACUAUGAAUCCAAAAGAUAUUAAUAUGUUUGAUAACAUUAAAUCGAACUUCCAACGUCAAACAUCUUUAUUGUUUCGAAUUCUAUCUGGUGUUCGAAGUCAUCAAGUCAGUCCGCAUUUAGCACAACUUUUAUUGAGAAUAGAUUAUAACAAAUAUCUUACAUCUUGUGGUGGACAACUUGGAGGAAGCAAGUAAUAUUUUGGAGAUGAAUAACGUUAAAAGAAUUGGAAAAUGCCUGCUCGAAGCAUUUUCUUUCUCUGUUAACUUUUCAUAUUAUGUUUAUUUUACGUGUAUAUAUUUUUUGUUAUAUGUGUACAUAGAUUAUAUGUUAUGUUGUAUAUAUUGAGUUAUAGAAUUUUCUUAUAUAAUAUGUAUACAUUUUCAAUUUGAGUAUUUAGAUCCAGAAGUAAUAUUUAUAUAUAUUUAUCUCAGUAAAGUAGUAAAUUGGAAUUGCCAGACAAAUAGUUUGAACUGUGUAGCAUUUUGUUAUGGUUUGGACAGGUUUUAAAAUAUUCUUUUCUAUCAUUAAACAAAAUUAUGAGGAUGCAGAAGACUGACUUGUAUAUGCAAAUAUGAUAGUUUAUUAUGAAACUUGUGAUAUAUCAAAAUUGCAAUCCCCUUUUAUAUAAAACAUUACUCCUUAUGACCUGAUAAAUAAUAUUUGUAUUAAUAUUACAUUUUAGUUUUUUUAUUGCAUAUUUAAAUUCAUAAAGUACACAGGUAUUUUGUCAAUUUUGAUUCAUUCAAAACUUAUUCUUUAAUUUCUUUAUAUAUAUUUAAUGCUCCUUUUUUUUAUAUUCACAUUUAAUUGUAUUAUCAUUGCUUUAUUUUGAAAAAUAAAGGGAAUGGGUCAGGUUCUAGUUAAUUUCAUGUGAGUUCAAAACAUAUGAAACUAUAUACAGUUUUAAGCCAAUAAGAUGGUGUGAAUUAAAUCAUAUAUUAGCUUAAAAUAUAAAAGCAUUGAUUUUUUUUAAAUUAUCGAUUAAAAAUCUAUUUUUCUUACUCUAAAACUUGUCUACAGUGCUAUAUGCAUUUAUGUGACAUCAUAUGGUGUUUAUCUUUUAAAAAGUUCAUAAAAAAUUCUAUGAAAUUUGCAAAAUACAGCUUAAUUUGAUUUGAUCAAAUGAAAGAAAAUAUUCAAUUAUAAAAAUCUUGAAAAAUUUCAUAAUACAGAGGACAAUGUUGAAGGUAAUCUUUGUGUGAAUUUUAGAUGGUUCAAUAAAUAUUUCUAAGAAAAUUUCUAUGAAGUAGAGUUCCAGCGUUAUUAAAUUGAGAUUGUUUUUCAGUGAAAAUUGAGAUCAUUUUGAGUGAUGGCACCAUAGCAAUUAUUCAGUCAUCACUAGGAUUUUAGUCUAAACUAGGAAAAAAGAUCUCAUUGACGAAUUGACAAAAUUAGUUAGAUUUGUUUUAUCUUAAAAUUUAAGAUGACUGGAAGCAGACAAAUUAUUUUAUUAGGAAAUAUGAAUGUUUAUGUUUUCCAGACUUGAAAAUGAAGAAAUAUAGAUUAUCUAUUAGACUUUUGAAAUGCUUAUGGUUCUAAUAAAAAGAUUUGUUAAUAUGGUCUUCAUUCCCAAGACUUGAGUGGAUGACAGAUUUUUUGAUGCUCGAAACAAAUUUAAAAUCUCUAUUUGAGAUCCCUUGAAUUUUCUUUAUUAGAACUGCAAGUUUCCAAAUUGAGGCUACAUCAUUAUUUAUAUGGAUUUUUUUUAUUUAUUUGAAGAUUAAUGUUUUUUUAGAUUUGGAAAGGUUUGAAUGAAGUCUAUUAUAGAAAGCAACAUAUUAGUUUUAGUCUAGAUUUUUUUUUUCCAUAAUUGGUUAUGUUGACUUAAUAUUAGCUUACUAUUUAGGAUUAGUUCAAGGUACUUAACCUUUCUGCCACCCACUCAACAGGUUUGCAAAGUUGAGUCAAGAGACAGAUGAUGUAAGGUUAAUCAUAAUUUGAGAAAGCCAUGAAAUGGUUGUGUCUCUAUGUGAUAUAAUUGAUGUUGGUGGUCCUUUGAACUCGAACUGCUAAAUUAUCAUAGAAAUAAGCAGUUGUGAUUCUGGAUCAUUUAAAAAAUAUUCUUUGAACACUGAACUUGUUUAGCUUUACUUUGAAAGUAGGAGUACGUUAAUUUGCAUUGUAUGAUGCCAGUUUUUUAUCUCUGUGUGUGUGUGUUUUCAAAAAAUUGUGAUAAUAUUUUUAAAGUGAAUAAAAUACUAUUACUGAAUGCAAAAAUAUUGGUAAUUUAUAUUAUUUCACAAAAAUAUAAUGAUAAUUUUUAAUCUGUUAUUACCUAUUUAAAUUUUUGAAAUUUACAACAUAAAUAGAAAUACGGGUCUUUAUUACUAUAAAAAUAAAUAGUAAACUAAUGCAAUAAUUUAUCUUAAGCAUUGUCACUUCUUUAUAUAUGAAAUUUUAGAUGGUUUUUCAUCUGAUAAAUGUGUGUGAAUAUUUAGAUUUUAUUUAAUUGUUCUAAAUUAAUAUUUUAAAAAAGUAUUAUUCUAAGAUCUCAGUUUUCUGAAUUUUCAAUUCCACAAGCAAAAUUUCACAAAUGUUUGCAUUUUUAUUUUACUAGAAUUUUAAAAUGGAAACAAUAUUAAGUAAUAAUUUUUUGUUGUUUACUUCUCUCUAUUUCUGUUAUUUAUUUGUAGCUAACAUGCUAAAAUGUAAAUCCUCCCAGUAUGAAUUAAAAAAAAAAACAAUAAGGAUUUUUUUCAUCUAUAUUAAAGACAAAGUGUCUUGUGUUUUUCAGUUUCUGCAGUCCUUUUCUCAGAUAUACUAAUAAUAUUGUCACUUUGUUAUUCUUAAUUAAAUGUAUAGAUUUGGAGAAAUAAAAGUAUCCAAAGAAAAUUUCAUUUGAGUUAAGUGAUUUUUAAUGCUAUUAUCUGAACUGCCAUUGCUAUAUGUGUGACUAACAUGGGGAGGGGUAGAUGAUAUGAAUAUAUGUUGUAUGAUUUUACUUUCAAGAUGGGAAUAGCUGAAUUGUUUUGUUUUUUAAUUAAAACUCAAUCAUUGUAAUAUAUAAAGUUGUAAUUUGUUUGGUCUAUUUAUGACAUUUUAGCUAUAUUUAGCAAAUUAUCCUUCAUCAAAUUAUGACUAUCUAAACUAAAAAAAUAUUAUUUGAAUUCAGCAGUUGUAAAAUUUGAGAUAUUUUAUUGUAAUUACAUGACUAUUUUUCAUUAACAAAAAAAAAUGCACAAAAAUUAUUUCUGAUUAAUUAAAAUGAGUCUUUGCCUAUUAUUUUGAGAAUCUUUUUAAUUACUAUUUGGUUAAGGAAUUUUUUUUUUAGUGGAUAUUAUGAUUUCAACUCCAAAUGGAAAAUUAUUUCUGUAAACCUUUUAAUACUUGCUUAUGUGUCUACUUCACCCUUCUUUUCCGACCUUCCCAUACAAGUUCACUUUAUAGAUUAUUACUAAUAAAAUAGACUUACUAUUAAUGUAAAUAUUUUCACUUUAAAUCUUAAAUGCAAUUCUCAAAUGAAGUUAUUUUACUAUGCAUAAUUUCUUGCAUUCUUCUAAUUAGAUUCUCAGUUUUUCGGAUGAGUUCACAGCAUUUGUAGUUAAGAUGUUUUGGCAUCUUAAAAUUAACUGCUUUAAAAUUUAUACGGACUUUAAAUGAUUAAGGUUAUUUGACAAUUUUUUACUCUCUUGUUAUUCUAAUUCUCAUUUUCUAAAGAAAUUUCAGAAGUAAGUGGUACAUAAACUUGACUUAAUCAGUCUUUAAAGAGGCAAAUAGCAAAAAAUAUUGAUUAAAAAAUUAAAGUAUUUUUCUAUGGAAUAGAUUUAAUCCUCGAGAUGUUCUGAUUGACUUCAGUCUGAUAUAUAUGUUUCUUAAUAAUGUGUUAUAUGUUCUUAUCUUCUUCUUCUGAUAUAUAUAUCUUUCUUAACUAGAUUAAAGCUCCAUUUUAUUCUGUACCAUCUAAUAUAAUGUGAGAAAUAUUUGAAAUGGUUUUAGGUAUUUGAUUGAAUGUCUUAAAUACAAUAUAUAUAUAUUUUUUUUAAAGCAUUGCAAAAUAAUAAAUUGUGAUUGGAAAAUGUGUGCUCUAAAAUGUGAUUAUACAUUUUUACAUAAAUAUGAAUGCUACAUUCUUUUCAGGAAUAUUUUUAUUAAUUUAAAUUACAUAUCUUUUGUUGCUUGUUAUACAUGCUUUAUUACUAUGAAUUUCCAAUGUCAUUUUGAAAACAAAAGUAGUUUGCCCAAUAAAACUGAUUACUGAGGUUUUCUAACUUAACCCUUUCAAGAGGGAUUUUGAACAAAAAUGUAAGGUUUGUUUGUCCUGUUAGGCUCAAAAAGGUUAAAUAGAAUGAAAUCUCUCCAAAUGAAAUUGAAUAUUUUGGAGUUUUUGACUUUCUAGAUUGUAUUACUUGAUUUUAAUUUGCUUUCUCUUGUGAUAGUAACAUUUUUUAAAGAAUCAGAGAAGAAGAAUACUGUGUUUACCAAUGACAUAUUUUCAUGCUACACUACUUGGCCUCUUAAAUUAAUUAUAGAUUUGCAAAUCAAAUUAUAAAGCUUUUCUUGAGAUAAAGAGAGAGGGCACAUAUCUAAAAAUAAAUCAAUGAUAUAUAAGUUAUGUUUUGUUUUCAAUUAGCUGACCUAUCUAUAUUCUGUAAUUAAGAAAAGAAAAUUCCUAAUUCACAGAAUAUUUAAGUUGCUUUACAAUAAAAAGAAAUAUUGAGGAAUUUUUCAUUAUGUGUUAUAUUUUGAAAGGAAUAAAACCUUAAAAUUUUUUUGUUUUAAUCUUCAUUUCUCUAUAGUCUUCUCUUUUUGUGAU